Molecule: messenger RNA, 1077 nt
Organism: Penicillium daleae
Lineage: Eukaryota; Fungi; Ascomycota; Eurotiomycetes; Eurotiales; Aspergillaceae
Exons: 1
Coding region: 1-1077 (358 amino acids)
Source: RefSeq, a predicted model, not a curated record
AUGAGUCUUUCCGACACGUUGGCCGUCCACACGUGCACCUCACGCUUGGAGUCCCUGCCCAACGAAAUUAUACAAUUAAUCUUCCUCCACAGCCUGGAGAUCAAUCUCCCCCGGGCAUCGCCACGUCUUGCCCGUGCACUGUCCAACCCCGUGCUAUACACAUGGCUUAUCCGGCUAGUGUUCAGUAGCACGAAUCCCGGCUCGCGAGAGGGAUUCUUCACACCGGACUUUCUCCCACCGCCGCUGGAUUUCUGGGCGCUGGAGUGGGAGCAGAGGCAGCAGUUGCAGAGCACGAUUCUAGCCUGUCGGUGGUGUACAUUACCGCUGAUGAGGCGGUGUCAGCGGGAAUACGUGGACCAUGCUAUCCGGCGCAAGUGUGCGGACUUGGUCUUUUCAGAGGAAGACCGAGUCCUGCUGGACUCAUUGGAUCAGCGCUUCGAUGAUCUAGAAGGCUGUGAUAAGGCCGUGGAUGGAUGGCGCGGGAAAGGAGACCUCGUUCUUUCUGCACGGUUACCGGAUGGAGAGCGGUCUUCACCAUCUCGCAGUUCCGACCGUAAGGUGUCUAUAUGGUUUCAUUUUGGUGCUGUGCAGAUCCGUGAAUCGAAUGAAGUUUAUUAUGAAAAUGAUCUCUUUCGAUUACCGUGUUCAGUGUUGAUUGCACCCGGCCGAAUACCGGACAAAGUGCUCCAGGAACCGUGGUCGGACGCGCAAUUCGAGUUUCUGCAGCUGCUCUCUUCGGAUUUCUAUCUGGACGAGGAUGAAUAUUCUGCAGAGAGAACUGUGGAAAUCACUACGCGGUUGAUUCGGAAGAGGAGGAUUGAGCCGUUUCGCCGCUUAUUGCGGUUGUCGUUUCGUGCCGCGAAUUGUCGGGUCCUUGCGAGUUGGCCCUUGCGGCCUUCGCAUUAUCAUUUGAUUCGGCGUUAUUGUGGUGGACCUGGAGAUCCGUUUGCCAAUUUUAUUUUGAGUGAGCGGUGGGAUGUGAUUCCUGCGUCUGCGAAGGAGGAUUUGCUGAGGCUGAUUGACCCGGCACAAGCUAUGACUCAGAGCGACAUUCUAGCAUUGAGUCGCGCCAGCUAG